This is a messenger RNA of Mollisia scopiformis, 1233 nucleotides long. Its product is annotated as exo-rhamnogalacturonase B. The transcript has 3 exons. Gene Ontology annotation, biological process: carbohydrate metabolic process. The record is from RefSeq and is a predicted model, not a curated record. Gene Ontology annotation, molecular function: polygalacturonase activity. Lineage: Eukaryota; Fungi; Ascomycota; Leotiomycetes; Helotiales; Mollisiaceae. The coding region runs from base 1 to 1233 and encodes 410 amino acids.
AUGUUGCUCACGCUACUAACUUCCCUCACACUGCUCCUGGGCUCAGCUCUUGGAGUAGUGACUCAAGUAGGCACAGCAUGUACCGUAACACCUCUCUCCUCCGACUCCAGCGCGUCGGGAACCAUCGACGACACGUCGCAAAUCCUAGCAGCCUUCAAGUCCUGCGGCAAAGAUGGCAGCAUCUCAUUCUCUGAUGGCAUCUACCACAUCAACCAGGUAAUGGACAUAACACUCACCAACUGCGACGUCGUUCUCCGCGGGACGUGGAUCUGGAGUACCGAUAUCCAGUACUGGCUUUCGCAUUCCAUUUCAGUCGUCUACGCGGGCCGCAGCACAGCGUGGAGAAUCGGUGGGGAUAAUUUUAGUAUCAGGGGCGAGGGAGUGGUGUUUGAUGGGAAUGGACAGAAGUGGUAUGAUCAGAACAAAAAUCAGGGGAACCAGAAUGGGAGGCCGAUUUCGUUUACGCUGUGGAAUGCGAAGAAUGCGUUGGUGGACGGGAUUACGUGGAGACAGGUCCAGUUUUGGCAUACAUUUAUUGCGCACUCGCAGAAUAUAACGAUGACAAAUUUGGAUAUGAAUGCGACUUCGAAUUCGCAAUACAAAACGGUGAAUACCGAUGGGACCGAUACUUGGAACUCGAAGGAUAUUGUGAUUUCCAACUGGACUGUGACAUGUGGAGACGAUUGCAUCUCAAUCAAGGGAAACAGCAGCAAUGUCCAUGUGAGCAACGUCGUGUGCCACGAAUCUGGUGGGAUGUGCGUCGGCAGCAUCGGUAAAGAUGCCGGGACGCCAGAUUUCGUCGAUGAUAUUGUAUUCGACAACAUAACACUCAUCCACAGCAGCAACGCUGCGUGGAUCAAGACGUAUCCCAGCGGAGGAGGACAUGUCCGCAACGUGCUGUUCAAGAACAUCCAGUUCACUGACGUCAAUCAACCAAUCUAUAUCUCGCCCUGUAUCUAUUCGUAUUCCAACUGUGAUGCCUCGAGGCUGCAGAUCUCGGAUGUGAGGUGGGAGAAUAUUUCGGGGACGGCGAGGUAUAAUGUCGGUGCUGGGAUUCAUUGCAGUGCUGCUGCUGUUUGUCAGAACCUGACUUUUGAGAAUAUUGAUAUCAAGCAGAAGAGUGGUGCUGCGGUGGAGUAUCUGUGUUCGAAUAUUGCGAACCAGAAGACGUCUGGGCUGGCGUGUACGGGCUCUUGUCCUGGGAAUCAACCCCAGCAGCUGAAUCAUAAUUGA